This is a messenger RNA of Anopheles stephensi (Asian malaria mosquito), 3580 nucleotides long. RefSeq names its product protein escargot-like. The coding region runs from base 643 to 2319 and encodes 558 amino acids. NCBI's taxonomy places the organism in Eukaryota, Metazoa, Arthropoda, Insecta, Diptera, Culicidae. The transcript has 2 exons. Gene Ontology annotation, biological process: regulation of transcription by RNA polymerase II. The record is from RefSeq and is a predicted model, not a curated record. Gene Ontology annotation, molecular function: DNA-binding transcription factor activity; RNA polymerase II cis-regulatory region sequence-specific DNA binding.
CGUCAACACUGAGCUAACACUUCGGUUAAUACCUUGCAAGCGCUAGGACGCGUGUCGCUCGAAGAUCUAUUUUGUGUAUGAGCAUAAAUUCACUCCGGUACUGUCAUUUGCCUUGAAAUCUAUCCGGCAGUGUGCGUGCAAAACAGCAGAAGAACUCGUAGGAGAAAAUGUUAAAGACGUUAGUUUUGUGACAAAAAAGCAACGAGAGAGAAAGUGCAUCUUGUGUGUUUGUGUGGUGAAAACAGCUACCAAAACGGAUUACACUGUGUUGAAGCAGAAACCUGGAAAUAAGAGUUAAAAGUGAUGGAAAAGUGAACUGAAAAAAGUUGAGCCUGAAAUCAGCAAAAGCAGGAUAGUUACAUCCAGCAAACAAGAAUAGUGAAGCAGCAAAAACGGCAACUGAAUUGUGUGCCUGUGCAAGAGUGUGUGUGUUUGUGCAAAAAGCAGAGGACAAAACGCAAACCGCGUCAUAUCAACGGUGAAUAGUCCUGAGUGCGUGUGCAGAGAAGAACGGUCUGGUGUCUUCUCAAGAAAUUCGUUGCGGGACACGUGUGUCCCCAGCUAUUGUCUCCUGCGUGUGACUUUGACUUGUGAUUUUUGAUUCGGAACUGUGCGUGUGUGUGUGUUCGUGUUCGGAACACCAUGCCAACAUCGAUCAUGCAGAAGAACUACAGCAAUUGUCCGCUCAAGAAGCGUCCAGUCUUCAUGUCCAAGGAGGACGCCCUUAAAAAUGACUCAGACGGUGAGAUGGAACCGGAAAACCUGAGCACCAAACCGCAGGACCUCUCAAUGAAGUCCAUGAAGAAGAAGGCACGGUCGGAAUCGCCCGAGCAGCUGGUCGUGAUCAAGGCGGAGGACACUCUGCCCACCCCGCCACCCUCCUCGUCCCCCGCGCCCAGUGAUACCAAAUCGCCUCUGUCCAUCCCAACGCCGACCUAUGGCUCGUUGCCCUCGAUGUACUACGCCGGUUCCCGGUCGCCCGCCUCGUUCCCAUCGGUGUACCCCGGAUUCCCGUACCCGCUGCCAUAUCCGGCCGACUUCUACAGUGCCUACCACCAUCAGCAGAGCCAACAGACUACCCCGCACCAUCCGACAGGACUUCCGCUGCACCAUCACCACAGCCAUCACCUGCAUCCGCACCACAGCCAGAUCUCGCCACCGCGCUCCGAGCCGCUGUCUCCGUACAGUGCCGGCCAGCACGAUACCUCCGGCAGUCCUUCUGCCUCACCGACGCACCUCUUCCGUCCGGAUCGCCAUUCGCUCUCGCCACCACCGUCGAUGGUUGUGCCGGCCUACCCAGCCGAGCUUCGCCUUAACCAGAACAACAACAUCAUCAAGUCGGAGUCUGCGUUCGUGCGGGCCCAGCACCGCUACAUGCCUUACCCGCUGCAUCAUCCCGCCGCUCACCAUCACCACCACCACCAUCUGAUGAUGUCCUCCGUGGCGGACCAUCCCUCCCUCUCGCCUGCCUCCAGCCAUACCUCGUUCAACUCGUACCUUUCGUCGCGUGGCCGUUCCCUGUCGCCGAUCUCCUCGUCGGCACCCGCCAGCCCGGGAGCCGAUUCGGAGGAGAACAACAACAGCCUGAGCGUCACCAACGGUAACAGCACCUCGCUAUCGUCCUCGUCCGGCUGUUCGUCGAUCCUCACGGAAAAGUCCACCUCGAGCUCCAACAUCCAGAAGAAGGGUGAGGGUGAGAAGGGAGCGGCGACGCCGGCGAGCGGUGGCGCGCCACGCUACCAGUGUCCGGACUGUGGCAAAUCGUACUCCACCUACUCGGGGCUCUCGAAGCACCAGCAGUUCCACUGUCCCGCGGCCGAAGGCAACCAGGCGCAGAAGACGUUCGUGUGCAAGGAGUGUGACAAACCGUACAAAACGCUCGGUGCGCUCAAGAUGCACAUCCGCACGCACACGCUACCGUGCAAGUGUACGCACUGUGACAAAGCGUUCUCGAGGCCGUGGCUGCUGCAGGGCCACAUCCGCACCCACACCGGGGAGAAACCGUUCGUGUGCAAGCUGUGCUCGCGGGCGUUCGCCGACCGGUCGAACCUGCGCGCGCACCAGCAAACGCACGAGGACGUGAAGCGGUUCAAGUGUCCCACGUGCACGAAAUCGUUCUCGCGGCUUCCGCUGCUAACGAAGCACGCCGAAAGCGGCUGUCCGGGUGGGUCCGGUGGUAGCAGUACGGCCGGUUCGCCCGUCCCCUCGCUGGCGCGUUCGGACAGUCCCCAUUCGCAGAGUGGUGCCUCGUGCAACAUCUCGGAGGAUAGCUUCAUCCCGACCGUGUUACCGCACGGUGGUAACAUCGCCGUGUACUAGGGCGAUGAGGUCGUCCUCUUCAAGUGUGUGUGUGUGAGUGUGUGCCUUCGAGAAAAGUGUGUGUGUGCUCUUUCCCCAAAAAAAAAGAACGAACGAGAAAAUCAACCAACAAAAGAGACUGAUGAGCGUUAGUAUUCGUCGUGUGCCACGUCGGGGUGGUUUGUGUGGUGAAGGAAUGAAGCAGUGUUUUGGGUGACUGCCAGACAGUGGAAAAAAAUUGUUUUCUACUUUAGUAAGUUUAUUUAUUUUCGAAAUAGCUAAAACACCACAACCGGGAAGGAGUAAAGUUAGUAGAUUUUUUUCGACAAUUUUUUUUUUUCUCGUUUCGUAAGAAGCGCUAAAAAGGAAAAUGGGGGAAAAAAGAUAAAAAUGAGACACAAACUGUUCCAAACUAGUCAGAUUCGUUUUUUUUGUUUUAGUUUUUAGUUUGCAUUUUAGUGGAAUUUUCGCUUACCGGAUGUUAGUUUCGCUUCAACUUUCUUCAACACAUUUCGUAUCCGUUAAAUUAUGUAUAGGGUUUUCCGUGCUUUUCUUUUCACUAUAAUUUUCUCGCUAUCAAAUAACAAACGAUAAGAAGAUCUCAAUGUCCAAUUUUUUCUUGAAGUUCUUGAAGAAAAUGACGGCAUAACCACUUGAAAAAAAAAAAACAAGCGCCUGGGGAUAGAACGGCGCAAUCAAAACAAAACAUCAUGAUCCGAUUUGCCUUAGAAAAAUUAAAAAAAAAAUGCCUCUCGUUACAAUUGGAAUUGCCAAACCUCGUUACUGAAAAGUGCAAAGUGCCUUCAAGAAACAAGCAUCCCCCAAAACUCUCGCUACCAACGAAGCAGGAAGAGUGCAUUUUGUUUUAGUCGUACAAGUCUUACCGUUAGCAGCGCUAGUUCAUAAGAGAGCAGAAGAAAUGACACAAACAUAGUUCACUAUUUUUAUAAUUAAGCGAAACACAGGAGCUAACGUUAGCUCGCCCACCUCUGUACAUAGAGCGCAAAGAACAGCAUUUAAACACUGGUAGCAAAAAAAAACAAAAACUAGAAAGACACACAUACGGUUUAGUUCGUUAAGCAAAGCAGCUAGCGUUUAAGUUGAACUUAAUAUAUUUUUGUUUGUUUUCUGUAUACAAAAAAGACACAUCGGUAGCGUGUAAGCAGUUGUAGUGCGUAAGUACAGCAAAACUCUCUCCUAGCGGGCUAAGAAAAAGCAAAUCGACGACGACGCAGCGUCACACAAAGCAAAAUAAAAUGACAUGAAAAUCUAAAACUGAAAA